UGGAUGCAUUUGAUGCAUUUCAGGGUUGUGAGUAAUAAUAGCAAUAAAACCAAGGUAGGCUGAGAAGCUUUGAUGGAAAUGCUGGCUGGGCAUUUCCAGCAGUUGGUGUCACUUGGAGACACCUGGCAUGGGAUGCAGGAGCCUUCACCAGCUCCAUGCUGAUGAUCCCUGAAGCUGGGAGGGGUUUGGAAGGAAAUCAUUCCUUCUGGCCCUUGCUCCCCUUUUAAAUUACUCAUCGAAGCACGUUGUAAAAUCCUUCAGCACCCAGCUCUAUAAAGCUGCCCUCACAGGGCUGAGGCUGCACCUCGGAUGGGCCAGGCCUGGCAAGGCCAGUUCCGGUGGGAACGGUGGAGGGAUUUAUGCCGCACCCUGCUCUGCACCCAGCUGGGGAUUUGCAAACCUCCCCCAAAUCUGCCAAAAUAAGCCUGAGGCGGGGCAGGGUGAGCGGCCACCCACCACGGGGUGAGAGAUACGGAGGAGGGAAGGGGCGCAACAGGGCUUAAGAGGCUGCCGUCAGGCCUGGGGUGGGAGGGGAGGCUGAUGGCUGGCCUGGCCACUCUGCUCGAGUCCCUUGGGCACCAGGCAGAAGCUCUCCACGCACUCCAGGCAGUGUGGGGAGGCAGGGAAGAUGGUGUAGCCCCCCACCCUCCCUGCAGCCCUCCACAGCCUUACCAGACCCAAAGUGACAGCACCGGCCAGCAUGGUUUGGUCUGGCCGAGCCCAGGAGGAAAAAUGGAGGUGGCUGGGCUUGGCUGGGCCUGCAAGCUGGAGGAGGAGAGAAAAGCCCCAGGGAAGAGUUCUGAGGACGAAGAGAAAAGUGGAGACCAAACUCCCCUCAACCUAGGGGAGCCCAGGCCACAGAGGCUAUCCCAGCUCAGGUUGGAGAGGCCUGAGACACUGCGAGAGAAGGCUCUGCGCAGGAAGCUGUCCCGAGUAGUCAGUGCAACCUCCCAGCUUGUAACAGUAGAGCAGACCUUCCUACUUCCUCUCGUACAGCAGCAUCCUUUUCCUCUCCACCCAAAAGAUAGCAUUGAGUUUAGAAACAUCUGUAGUCACAUGGCUUUACAAAGAGAGGGACAGCAAUUUGAGAAAGACUUGCAUGAAGCACACCAGUGUCUGAAGGUGAUCAUCGAGAAACAUAUUUGUUCACUGGCAAUUUUCCCCUCAGAAUCCUAUAUCCCAGUCCGAUCUGCCCUGAGACAAAUCCUGCAAAAUCUCCUGGCGAUGUGAAACAGCAGACCGGCCAAGGAACUAGUACUGCAAGUGAGCUGUAAUGGUCCUAUAAAAAUAGCAGAUAACUUGAAAGGUGAAUCCUGGAGAUGUUACUGUAGCAAGAGUUCCCACUGACUUUACAUUAGUGGAGACUUCCCAAUGGAGAUGAUAUUGCUGCAGAGUACUGAAUAACCUUCUCAUAUCAAACUCAUACCAAAGUCAUAUAAAUGGGAGCUGGGAACAUCUCCAGAAGUUUCUCUGGAGGAACAGGAAUAGGUUCUUAAAUAAUAAGGUUUCAAAAUGAAGACAGAAUGAUAGAGGAUGAUACGACAACCAUCAGAAAUCUCUACAUUUUCAUCGCAGCUCAGGAAAAUAUGUUUCCAAGUAAUUCCUUAUGGAGUGGACACUUGAUAGAGACAGAGAAAAUAUAGUGUAUAAGUAUGGACCGCUUCAAGAGAAAGUAUACAGCCUGAUUACACUGCAAGAAGACAGCCUGCUAAAUCUUUAUUACAUUUUACCAUAGUCAGCCAACAAAUCAAUGGAAAGGUGAAGGUGCAAUA
This is a messenger RNA of Numida meleagris (helmeted guineafowl), 1772 nucleotides long. It is a transcript of the gene DLEU7, whose product is annotated as deleted in lymphocytic leukemia, 7. The transcript is spliced from 2 exons. Bases 541 to 1230 code for a protein of 229 amino acids. The record is from RefSeq and is a predicted model, not a curated record. Lineage: Eukaryota; Metazoa; Chordata; Aves; Galliformes; Numididae.